This is a messenger RNA of Molossus molossus (Pallas's mastiff bat), 14523 nucleotides long. RefSeq names its product disco-interacting protein 2 homolog A. Lineage: Eukaryota; Metazoa; Chordata; Mammalia; Chiroptera; Molossidae. Gene Ontology annotation, biological process: signal transduction. Gene Ontology annotation, cellular component: cell surface. Bases 59 to 14188 code for a protein of 4709 amino acids. The transcript is spliced from 82 exons. Gene Ontology annotation, molecular function: molecular adaptor activity. The record is from RefSeq and is a predicted model, not a curated record.
GGCGGCGCCGCGUCGGUCCGUCACCUCCCGGGCGUCCCGCGAGGAGGCCUGGAGGGAGAUGGAAGAAGAUGAGCAAGAGCAGCGGCGCAGAAAGGUGGAGGCCGGAAGGGCGAAGCUUGCUCACUUCCGACAGAGAAAAACAAAAGGUGACUGUGCGCAUUCGAAGAAAAAGACGGCGAAGAGGAAGGGCUCGACUGUCGAUGCGCCUGUCCAGGAGGAGAGUCCGGUAACCAGUGAGAACAGUGGAUUCCUGGGAGGAGGGGACAUUUGCAAAACCACAUCGUGUAGUGACACCCCUGAAGGAGCAGCAGCGACUCAGGUAGAGAACCCUGAUGGAGCAAAGACAAAGGAUUCGGAGCAGCUGCAGCAGAGGCUGGAUGGUGACAGUUCAGAACAGCCUGGGGUCCUCACAAAGGAAUGUGAACAGGAAUGUAAACCUGAAAUUGCUGAACUGAUGAGCCAACAUGAAGACAAGACUGACAGGGAGCAGUGGGCAAUGGUGGGGCUGCCGGCAGAGAUGCAGCAGCCAGUGCCACCCCUGGAGCUGGAGGCGCUGCGCUUGAGUCUGAGCAACAUGCACACGGCGCAGCUGGAGCUGACACAGGCCAACCUACAGAGGGAGAAGGAGACUGCACUGAUGGAACUUCGGGAUAUGCUUAAUGGCCGGCACGCCCAGGAGCUGGCCCUUCUGCAGAACCGCCAGCUAUUGGAACUGGAGCUUGUUAGAGAGCAGCAUGCACGGGAGCGGGAGGAGGCAGCCCUGAGGUGCAGCAGGGAGAUAGCUGAGCUGAAGGAGAAGUUACAGUCAGAAAUGGAGAGAAAUGUCCAGACCCUGAAGCAAGACUGGGAGUCUGAGAGAGAUUUAUGCUUAGAAAGCCUGCGCAAAGAGUUAUCUACAAAGCAUCAGUCAGAAUUGGAGAGUUUACAAAGCCAAUUUAAGAAAGAAUUGGCAGAACAGAAAGCUGAGCUGGAGCAGAUUUUUCAAGCCAAAAAUCAGGCAGAAUUGUCCCUCCAGACUCUGCAGGCUCAACAUGAUGCUGCUGUGAAGAAACUCCAGGAAGACCUGCAGUCUGAGCGCUGCCGGCACACGGAGGACCUGGACCUGAGAUUCAGCGAGAAGGAAAGAGAGAAACAACUGGAGUUGGAGAACCUUCAAGCAUCUUACGAAGAGCUGAAGGCUCAGUCACAAGAGGAAGUCAGGCGCCUGUGGUCCCAGCUUGAGUCCACGAGGACCGACAGACAGGAGCUGAGUGACUUACGUGAGCAGCUCCUGGUGCAAGCGGCUCACAUGGAAGAAUUAGAACACCUACAGCAAGAUUUUGAGCAGCAGCAGCAACGGGAGAAAACUGAGCAUGAGUCUGAACUGGAGCAGUUGAGACUUUACUUUGAAAAGAAAUUGCAGGAUGCUGAAAAAAAUUACCAGGAAGAUCUGACUCUGUUACAGCAGCGACUGCAGGAGGUGAGGGAAGACUCUCUUCUGGAGUCUGCGGAGAUCAGUUCAUCCAGUGUGGUUUUAGAAGAAACUUCUGAAAAAGAAAGAAGAGACCUUGAUCAGCUCAGCUUCCAACUGGAGCAGAAUGAGGUAAAACAUAAUUUAGUUGAAGAUCACCAGGAAGAAUUGAGGAAAGCUAAGGAGCAGAUUCAGCUAAUUAAACAAGAACUCAAAGAAAGAGAAGCCGAGUGGAAAGGUAUAGGUGAAGCCUUAAAGAGAGAAGCUGAAGAGAAGUUAACUCUGAUGCUCCUUGACCUGAGAGAACAGACUGAAUUGGAGAAACAAUCAAUAAUAAACAAGUUUGAGCUUCGAGAAAUGGAAAUGAAGCAACUGCAGGAUCAGCAGGCAGCCCAGAUCCUGGACCUGGAGGGGUCCCUGAUGGAGCAGCAGGGCCGCCUGUGGCAACUGGAGCUUGGCCUUGCUGGGGAUGAGUCUCUGCAGUGCAGCCAGGAACCAAGCAGUGGUCUGGCCCCUGUGGACCGGGACCGAGACCAGGAGCUUCGUACGGUCCAUCUGAAGGAAGACUGUGCCCUCCAGCAGAUGCUGGCCCAGAACAGGUUUUUAGAACAACGUAAAGAAAUCACAGAGAAAAUCACUGCAGAACAAGAUGCCCUCCUGCGGGACGCUCAGGAGAAGCAUGCCAGAGAGCUCCAGCUCCUCCAGGAGAGACACCAGCAGCACAUUCUGUCCCUGACAAUGGAGCUUGAGGCCAAGCACCAGGCCAAUGUUGAGGAGCUGAAGGCUGUGUUCCAGAGAGAACAGUGGACUCUUUCAGAAGCUCGUGUAGUUGAACUGCAGGCGAAACAUGCUGCCGAAAUCCGUGCUCUGGAGAUGAGGCAUUUGUCACACCUGGAUUCUGUGGAGUCAUGUUAUCUGUCUGAAAUUCAGACCCUCAGGGAUGAGCACAGGCAGGCCCUGGAGCUGUUGCGGGGGGACCUUGAGGAACAACUGCAAAAAAAGGACUCUUCUCACCAAAUGAUUUUGACUCAGGAGUUAGAGAAACUUCAGCGGAAACAUGAUGAAGAGCUUGAGUCCAUAAAGGGAAGCCGGAGAGCUGAACUAAGCACUGAACACACCGAGAGUUUGAGGGUUCUGGCUGCCGAGCUUCGGGGGGCUCACCAGGGUGAAUUUGAAUGUGAAAAGAAAGCUGCUUCGCAUGAAAAAGAGGAGAUAAACAGACUGGAGUGUGAGCAAGCACAGUCUCUUCACCUAAAAGAAAAGGAGUCUUUGUCUAUGCAGCUUCAGGAGAAGAACAACCAAAUUCUGCAGCUAAAAGACCAAAUUUUAUCCUUAAGUCGUGAGAUAGAAGAGCGGCGUUUAGAACUAGAGACACUACAGCAAAGGCGGGACAGGGAGAACCAGGAAGGCACGAACCUCAUCUGGAUGCUCAAGUCUGACGUGGACCUGUCUCACAGCGAAAGGUCAGGCCCUCCUCUGUCACUGCUGCCCAGGAUAGCUCUCCAGGACUCCCUGCGGAGGUUGCUGGGCCUAUUUGGAGAGACGCUGAAGGAUGCCAUCUCUCUGAAGAGCCGGAUCAGUGAGCGCGUAGGACUAUGCUUGGAGGAUGAGAACCCACCCAACGUGAGGCCAGGGGGCCAGGAUCUGUCUGUAGCACCAGCAUUGGAUGAGACGUGGUCUGGGCCUGAAGUGGCCCUGCCGGAGCUGGAUAGAACUUUGCCUGACUGCACUGAGAUGUCUUCCUUGGCUGAGAUCAGCAGCCACAUCUGUGAAAGCUUUUUCAUGAGUCCGGAAAGUACACUGGAGUAUGAGGAGCCUGUCAGGAACAUCUACCGGAGCCUUGGCCUGGCGGUGGAUGGCCUCCUGGAGAUGGUUCUGGACUCCUCCAGGCAGCUGGAGGAAGCACGUCACAUUCAUGCUCGUUUUGAAAAAGAAUUUAGCUGUAAGAAUGAGGAGACAGCCCAGGUUGUUAGAAAACACCAGGAGUUACUGGAACGCCUGGAGGAGGAGAACUCAGCCAAGGCUCGGCUGACGCUGGAGCUGCACAAGGCAGAAGGCAUCAUCGAGGGAUUCAAGGAGGAGAAGACCAGCCUGCAGGAGGCACUAGGCCGGAAGGAGAUGUCUGAGCAGAGCCUUGUGGCCGAGCUGGAGAGCCUGAAUCAGCAGCUUCAGCAGGUGACUCGGCAGCAGACAGAGCUGAAGGAGGAGAACUCAGUCCUGUGGCGCCAAAAAGAGGUGGCAGCCACAGAAGCAGAAGAGAGAGAGGCUGCUCUUCGGAGGGAAGUGGAAGCUGCUAUCACAGAGCGGUUGGAGACCAGGCAGCAAUGUGAGAAAGACCGUGUGGCUCUGCUUGCCCAGGUGAAGCUCCUGGAGGCUGAGCUGGAAGAGCAGCUUUCGAGCCAUCGAGCGUAUGCUUCACAGGCCGAGGAACUCGGCGCCCUGCGGCAGCAGAUGGUAUCUCUGGAUAAACACUUGCGUAGUCAGCGGCAGUUUAUGGAUGAGCAGGCUGUCGAGAGGGAGCAUGAGCGGGAGGAGUUCCAGCAGGAGAUCCAGAGGCUGGAGGAGCAGCUCCGGCGGGCAGCCCAGCUGCAGCCCCGUGGCCCACGAAACAGUGAUCAGGCACAGUUGGAUGAGGAGGUUGAAUUGUUACAGGAAAAAUUGAGAGAAAAAUCAGAUGAACUUAAUGAAUUGGUGAUGAAGAAAGAAUUAGCAGAUAGACAAGUGUUGAUCCAGGAAGAAGAAAUUAAACAUCUGGAGGAGACAAAUGCUGAUACCAGGAGGAAAGUGAUCCAGCUCCAAGAAGAACUGGAGAAGCAGAGGAAAGCUAUGAAAGAGCUACAACAGGAUAAGGAGGCAUUACAGCAACAGCAGAUGAGUAACUUGCUGCUGGUGUCCACAUUGCAGUCUAAACUAGAUGAAGGCAAAUGCUCUGUGCCUCCUGCAGACAGCCAUUCUGAGGGCCCAGAACUCCAGUUAGAGGCAGUGCAGAGGGCACUUCUGCAGCGGGAGAGCGAGGUUUUGGACUUAAAAGAACAAUUAGAAAAGAUUAAAGAUGACUUAGUUAGUAAAAAUGAAGAAAUACUACAUCUGAACUUAAAAUUAGACCUGCAGAGCAACCACACUGCUAUCAGUGUCAGUGGACUACAAGAAGAGAAUGCCAAUUUGAAGGCAUUUCUGCAAAACAAAGAAAAGGAGAUACUGUGCAUGAGUGAGCAGCUCGAGGCACAGCUGGCUGGGAUGGGAAGUGGCGCUCUCAAUGAGGUUAUGUAUAGUAGAAGUGCUGAAGUCGAGGAGCUGAAAUCCAUUAUUGAGACCUUGCAGGAGAACCAGGAGCGGCUGCAGAAGGACAAAGCAGAGGAAAUCGAGCAACUGCAUGAGGUCAUCGAGAAGCUUCAGCGGGAGCUGUCCCUUGGGGGGCUUGCUGAGCGUGAGUUUGGUGACAGCCAAGCUGAAGACCUCCAGAGCGAGCUGGAGCUCUGCUGCCUGCAGACUAAGGGAGCCGAGGCACAAGCUGUGCUGCAGGCCGAGCUCCAGGCUGCACUUGAGGCCAAGGAGGCCCUGAGUCAGCUGUUGGCUGAGCAGGAACACAAGCACGGCCAGGCCCUGGAGGCCCUGCAGCAGCGCCUGCAGGUUGCGGAGGAAGCUGCUUCGAGGCAGCUGGCACAGCUGGGUUCCAGCGUGACCCUCCAGGAGGCUGAGGUCCAGGGCUUGGCCUCCCAGAUUCAAGAGUUUGAGGCCACCCUUAAAGUAAAGGAUGCACAGAUUGCUCAAAGGGAUUUGGAAAUUGAGGCUAUAAACAGAAAGCAGUCAGCCCACUCCGCUGAACUGGAGGCCAUCCUGUUGGCCUUUGCCCACCUCCGCUGCACCCUGGAACAGCAGGCCCUGAGUGCCACAUGUGAUCCCCCUGAGCUGCAGCGGCUCCGAGUACAGUGUGUCCGUCUCAGCCACCAGCUACAGGCACUAAACCAGCGGUUUCUGAGGUGCCAGAAGGAGCUGGACAAGGAGCAGGCAUGUGGGGCCCCCAUGCUCCAUCAUGUGAGGGGCAGUUUCCAGGAACAUGUGACCAGAAGUGAUGAGGCCUCGUGUGAUGAGGAGUUGGAACAGAAUUUGGGCACCAGGCAACUAACUGUGGCCCCCAGUGGCCAAGGCAGUGAUGCACAGAGUCCAGUGAAAGAUGAUCUGCAGCCUGCCAAAGCCCUGGUGAGGGUAAACCACAAUCUCCACAAACAAGACAGUGUGAUGUCGGUACUCACGGUCUGCCAAAGGCAGCUGGAGUCUGAGCUACUCCUGGUGAAAAACGAAAUGCACUUGAGUGCUGAGGACCAUGGCAAAGCAUUGGGGACAAUGAAGGAUAAGGAAAAACUAUGGGAAGGUUUUAAGCUGCAGAAAAUUGAUCUCAUAACUCAGGUGAAACAGCUUCAAGAAAAACUGAACCGUCUGAUAUGUUCUAUGACUUUCCAGAACAUCGAGACAGAGGAUGUGAACUCUCAACAGCCAUUGGCAUUUUCUCAUGGUUUAGAAAACAGUUCAGGUGGUACUUCCAGUAACCAUGAAGAAACUGACAAAUUGCCUCCUGUUGAUGCAUUUAAUAUCAAUAAACUCAAACAAGAUCUAAUUGACAUUGUUGGAAAUCAGGAUUCACUGAUAAAAUAUGAAAUGCCAAAUGUUCCCCUGGAAGACGAGGUAGAUUUGCAGGAUGGGUCACUUUGUUUACAGGUGGACUUGCCAAGUAGCUCCCAUGAUUUAACCGACGAGGCUGAGCCCUUGAAGAAUGCACUUAGCGUUAUGGACCUGUCCUCCUGGAGCUCCCCAGAGGUUGUGAGGAAGGACUCAAUGCUUGAGCCAUCACCCAGCCUGCCCCUGACACCCUGCUUGGAUGCCCUGAGCCAGCACAGCCUGGAUGCUUCCCUAAAGGACAGGAGGAGUGCCUCACUGCUCCAGGCUGACCCAUCAGAAUUGCUGUGUUCCCUUGGCGGGUCAACAGUUGUAAAGGCCCCUUGUUGGGCAGAGUCUUCAUUGGCUGCAGACAGGGCUUCCUCCGCUGACCAUCAUGUGCAUCGUAUGGCUGUGGAGAAAGAUGUUGAGGAUUUUAUAACGUCUCUUGAUUCUCAAGAAAAGUCAAGAUCACCUCCUCUUGGGUUAAAAGGAAAAAGCAAUGGAAUUGAAAACAGUGAUGGCUCUGGGUGUGGAGAGACACUAAACCAAGGUACAGGAGGACUUGAAGCUCCCACUGCUAGUCCUGCAGUGUCACCCCCUGCCUUGGGAAGUUUCCAACAGCCACUGGAAGCCAUGAAAGAAGUCCACCCGAAGCAAGUUAAGGCUUUGCUGCAGAUGGUGUAUGAUGAGAGCCACCAUAUCCUGGCCCUGUCUGAAUACCAUGGAUACCCCAGCGCACUGAGCAAGGGCGAGCCAAGUGCACCCAUUGAGCACUUUCUGAGGAGUGGCCAAGGCCCGUUGCAGGCAGUGCCAGCUCUGAGGGGGCACCUAACCCCAACACACCAACAGGGCACUAAGGAACCUUCUGACACCUGCCUCGACUGGAGAGGAGAAUUCCUGCAGGUCAUUCAGGAGGCAUUUGAAAAGGAGCGGGAGAUGCUGACGGUGGAGCUGCAGCCACAACUCUGUGGCUCUGGCCCCAGGGCCCAUGGCGCCCUGGUAGAGAGACUGCAGAAGGUGGUCCAGGAACAGGGGGACCUGCAGGAGAAGUCCUUGGAGCACCUACGUCAAUCUGACAGGAGCAGCUUGCUGUCCGAGAUCCAGGCCCUGCGAGCCCAACUGCGGCUGACGCACCUGCAGAACCAGGAGAAGCUGCAGCAGCUGUGUGCAGCGCUGACUAAUGCAGAGGCCCGUGGGAGCCAGCAAGAGCACCAGCUGCGCAGGCAGGUUGAAUUACUGGCAUAUAAAGUUGAGCAGGAAAAAUGUAUAGUGAGUGAUCUGCAGAAAACCCUCAAUGAAGAGCAAGAGAAAGCAAAUAACGUCCGGAAGCUGCUGUUGGUGGAGCAGAAUGCAGUCAAAGCUUUGAAAUCUGAGCUUUGUGAGUGUAAACAGGACAAUGAGAGGCUGCUGAAGUCUCUCAGUGACGUGCAGAAGGAGGUUCUCCAGUUGAGGUCCGUACUAGACAGCAAGGAGAACGACCUGAAGGCUGCACUUCAGGAGCUGGAGGGCGAGCGCCAGAAGGAGCAUGCCCUGCAAAGCCGGCUGGAGCAGGAGCAGCUGCAGCACCUGCAGAGGGAAGGCCAGAACUCCAAGGCUCUGGAGGACUUAAGAAUAUCUUUGGAGAAGCAAUAUGCUCAGAAUAAUCGACUAUGUGUAGCACUGAAACAUGAGCAGACAGCAAAGGACAACCUUCAAAAAGAGCUGCAGAUUGAGUCCUCGCGCUGUGAGGCACUAUUGGCGCAGGAGCGGAGCCGGCUCUCCAAGCUACACCGGAACUUGGAGGCUGCGCAGGGCCGCUCGCUGGAGCUGUCUGAGGCCUUGCAGCACGAGCGAGUCCUGACAGAGCAGCUGAGCCGGCGGGCACAGGAGGCCUGUGCUCACCAGGAGACACAGGUGCACCGUGCGCUGCUGCGGAAGCUGAAAGAUGAGACGACCCGGGUGGCAGAGCUGCAGGCAGCACUGGAGAAAGUACAACAGCAUGCUGUGUGUGCUCAGCAGCAGCUGGAGGCUGAGGUUCGGAGGCGCUGUGCAGAGCUUGAGAGAGAGAAGGAGGUGAGUGCCAAGCUGAGGUCCACUGUGCAGGCCCUGCGGACCCCCAAACCAGAGCCGAGCUGUGAUCGGGACAGGGAGAGGGAGAAGCCCACAUGGCUGCAGGCAAAGUUAGAGCAGUUACACACGAGGUUGGCAGAGCAAGGAGGACUCAAGGACACAAGGAGAAGAGUGGAGACAAGGCAGAGUCGGGCAGAUGCGGACAAGUGGAAGAAGUGGCAGAGAGACAAGGAGAAACUGAGAGAGUUAGAAUUGCAGCGCCAGCGUCACGAGCACAAGAUCAAGCAACUUCAGCAGAAGAUGAGGGAGCUGGAGGCCAGGGAGGUAGCGCACCUGCCCCCAGAAUCAGAGCAUCUCCGAGAGCAGCAGCAGGGCCUGGAGAUGAUUCGGCAGCAGCUGCUCUGUGCAGCAGGGCUGCUGACCAGCUUCAUCAACCAGACUGUAGACAGGACAAUUAAUGAUUGGACGUCAUCAAACGAGAAAGCAGUGACGUCUUUAUUGCAGAUGUUAGAGGAACUCAAGUCCCAGCUGAGCACGUCUACCUCUCCCCAGAAAAAAAUAACAGCACAGGUACAGGUCCAGCUGGUGGACGUGUUACUGAAAGAAAAUGAUUCUCUUACCAACGCUCUCAGCACCGUGACCCAGGAGAAGGCGGAGCUGUGCAGGGCCGCCUCCCGGCUGGAGAAAACACUCAAGCACCACCUGCUGAAGGGCUGCGCUCUCAGUAGGUCGAACAGGUCAGCCUGGAGGCGGGACAGGAUGGUCCUACAGAGCUCACCAGGACUUCCAGACCCAGGACUGCCGGAGCCAGCUUCCAGGGAGGAAGCAAACACCCGCAAUGUCAAGAUGGAAAAAUUGUACCUGCAUUAUUUGAGAGCAGAGAGCUUUAGGAAAGCUCUGAUUUAUCAAAAGAAGUAUCUUUUACUGUUGAUCGGUGGAUUCCAAGACUCUGAACAAGAGACACUCUCCAUGAUCGCUCAUUUAGGAGUGUUUCCUUCCAAAGCAGAUAAGAAAAUCAUCACAUCCCGGCCUUUCACCAGGUUCCGAACGGCUGUCAGGGUGGUGAUUGCAAUUUCAAGAUUACGUUUUUUGGUUAAGAAAUGGCAAGAAGUAGAUCGGAAAGGAGCUUUGGUUCAAGGCCGAGCGCCCCGCCCAGGAUUCCCGGUGCCACGGCAACAGCUGACUCCACCAGAAACCAGUGAAUCCCUACCUGAAACCAGUGAAUCCCCACCUGAAACCAGCGAAUCUCCACCAACUCGGGAUGUGUCUUUCAGCCACACCAGGGACCCUCUGUCUAAAGCCUCCCCACGCAGGAGGGAAAGGUCCAGUCCAUCUCCAAAUUCAAGAUCAGAAAGAUCCCUGACUGCUUCUGAAGAUCCAGAACAUUCUUUGACAGAAUAUAUUCACCAUUUAGAAAGGAUCCAGCAAAGACUAGGGGGGUUACCACCAGGUGACAUCACUCAAAAAGGAUACGAAAAGAAAAGGGCAAAGCUGCUUGCACGUUAUAUACCACUUAUUCAAGGAGUGGAUCCAUCCCUCCAAGCAGAGCCUAGGACCCCUGGGCCCUCACAAACCACAGCUGCAGCACUCAAGCAGCAGAAGCCGAGGCCCACCAACUCGAGGGAUGAGCGCUUCCGGUCAGAUGUUCACACAGAAGCCGUGCAAGCAGCUUUGGCCAAAUACAAGGAGAGGAAGGUGCCUCUGCCUUCAAAAAGACGGUCGGUUCUUGUGCAUUCAUCUGUGGAAACCUGCACCCCACCAGACACGUCAUCUGCCUCAGAAGAUGAGGGCUCUUUACGGCGACCCGGGCGACUCACCUCCACUCCGCUCCAGAGCCAUUCCAGCGUCGAGCCCUGGCUCGACCGGGUCAUUCAGGGCUCGUCCACCUCAUCCUCCGCAUCUUCCACCUCAUCUCACCCGGGAGGGAGACCAGCUGCCGUGCUCACAGGCCCCGCGGCCCACACUCACAUAGAUCUGCACUCUGCCCCUCCUGAUGUCACCACUGGCCUUGUGGAGUAUUCGCACUGUGAGCGUCCACAGCCAGCCUCUGUGAGAGGCAUUCCUCGGGGGUGCAGUGGGCGCCUUCUGGACACGGCGGGUGGUGUCCCUGUAAACAGCAGAGUGUCCUCCAAAAUCCAGCAGCUACUGAACACCCUGAAGAGGCCAAAGCGCCCUCCACUGAAGGAGUUCUUCGUGGAUGACGUUGAAGAGCUAUUGGAAGUUCAGCAACCAGAUCCAAAUCAGCCAAAGCCUGAGGGAAGCCAGAUGAUAGUGCUGAAAGGGGAACCUGUGUCUGUGGGGACUCCCUGGCCGCCGACACUGCUGGCCGCCUUGCAGCGGUGGGGCACAAUGCAGCCCAAAGCCCCAUGUCUGACUGCCUUGGACACAACUGGGAAGGCCAUCUACACCCUCACCUAUGGCAAACUUUGGAGUCGGAGUUUAAAACUAGCUUAUACUCUUCUUAAUAAACUGACUUGUAAGAAUGAACCACUACUUAAACCUGGAGACAGAGUGGCACUGGUGUUUCCAAACAGUGACCCUGUGAUGUUCAUGGUUGCAUUUUAUGGGUGUCUCCUGGCAGAGCUGGUUCCUGUCCCCAUAGAAGUGCCGUUAACAAGAAAGGAUGCUGGCAGCCAGCAGAUUGGAUUUCUGCUGGGCAGCUGUGGUGUUGCCCUGGCCCUGACCACGGAUGCUUGUCAGAAAGGCCUACCUAAGGCACAGACCGGAGAGGUGGCAACUUUCAAAGGUUGGCCCCCUCUCACCUGGCUGGUAAUCGAUGGGAAGCAUCUGACUAAGCCCCCCAAGGACUGGCACCCGCUGGCCCAGGAUGAAAGAGCCGGGACCGCCUACAUUGAGUAUAAAACCAGCAAAGAAGGCAGCACAGUGGGGGUCACAGUGUCCCAUGCAUCCCUGCUGGCACAGUGCCGGGCUCUGACCCAGGCGUGCGGCUACUUGGAAGCUGAAACACUAACAAAUGUGCUGGAUUUCAAAAGGGAUGCUGGUCUAUGGCAUGGAGUGUUAACAAGCGUCAUGAACAAGAUGCACGUGAUCAGUAUCCCGUAUGCGUUGAUGAAGGUGAACCCGCUCUCCUGGAUUCAGAAAGUGUGUUUGUAUAAAGCCCAGACAGCACUGGUGAAGUCCCGUGACAUGCAUUGGUCUCUCCUGGCUCAACGAGGUCAGCGGGACGUCAGCCUCAGCUCCCUGCGCAUGCUGAUCGUGGCCGAUGGCGCUAACCCAUGGUCCAUAUCUUCUUGUGAUGCCUUCCUCAACGUCUUCCAGUCCAGAGGCCUGCGGCCGGAGGUCAUCUGUCCUUGCGCUUGUUCUGCUGAGGCACUAACGGUUGCCAUCCGCAGGCCACCUGACCUGGGAGGACCUCCUCCGAGAAAAGCCGUACUAUCAAUGAAUGGCCUUAGUUACGGUGUGAUCAGAGUUGAUACUGAAGAAAAGUUGUCAGUCCUUACUGUUCAGGACGUUGGUCAGGUGAUGCCUGGAGCUAAUGUAUGUGUUGUGAAGGUAGACGGUGCCCCGUAUCUUUGUAAAACUGAUGAGGUUGGAGAAAUAUGUGUGGACUCCAGUGCUACAGGCACAGCCUACUACGGACUACUGGGGAUCACAAAGAACAUCUUUGAGACUGUCCCGGUCACUGCAGGAGGAGCGCCCAUCUCCGACAGGCCUUUCACCAGGACUGGGCUGCUGGGCUUCAUCGGCCCUGAUAACCUGGUCUUCGUUGUGGGCAAGCUGGAUGGGUUGAUGGUGGUCGGAGUUCGCAGACACAAUGCGGAUGACAUCGUGGCCACUGCGCUGGCCGUGGAGCCCAUGAAGUUUGUCUACAGAGGCAGGAUCGCUGUGUUCUCUGUGACAGUGCUGCAUGAUGACCGGAUUGUGCUUGUGGCAGAGCAGCGGCCAGACGCCUCUGAGGAGGACAGCUUCCAGUGGAUGAGUCGUGUGCUGCAGGCCAUUGACAGCAUCCACCAGGUAGGCGUGUACUGUCUGGCCCUGGUUCCUGCCAACACCUUGCCCAAGGCUCCUCUUGGAGGGGUUCACAUCUCUGAAGCCAAGCAGCGCUUUCUGGAGGGGAUGCUGCACCCGUGCAAUGUGCUUAUGUGCCCACACACCUGUGUCACCAACCUUCCCAAACCUCGCCAGAAACAGCCAGAGGUUGGACCAGCCUCCAUGAUUGUUGGGAAUCUGGUUGCUGGGAAAAGAAUUGCGCAGGCCUCUGGGCGGGAGCUGGCUCACCUGGAAGACAGUGACCAGGCCAGGAAGUUCCUGUUCCUGCCCGAUGUGCUGCAGUGGAGGGCCCACACCACUCCUGACCACCCGCUGUUUCUGCUGCUGAAUGCCAAGGGCACAGUGACGAGCACAGCAACCUGUGUCCAGCUGCACCGAAAGGCUGAAAGGGUGGCUGCUGCUCUGGUGGAGAAGGCAAGACUGAGCAUUGGGGACCAUGUGGCUUUGGUCUUCCCUCCAGGGGUGGACCUCAUUGCUGCCUUCUAUGGCUGCCUGUACUGCGGUUGCGUGCCAGUCACUGUGAGGCCCCCGCAUCCCCAGAACCUCGCCACCACACUUCCCACUGUCAAGAUGAUCGUGGAGGUCAGCAAGUCUGCAUGUGUCCUCACCACACAGGCCAUCAUGCGACUGCUCAAGUCCAAGGAAGCAGCAGCCACUGUAGACGUCAGGACCUGGCCCACUAUUCUAGAUACAGAUGACAUACCAAAAAGGAAGGUGGCUAAUGUGUUUAGGCCUCCCUCCCCGGAUGUGCUGGCGUAUCUGGACUUCAGUGUGUCGACUACAGGAAUCUUAGCAGGCGUGAAGAUGUCACACGCAGCCACAAGUGCCUUGUGCCGCUCCAUAAAGCUGCAGUGUGAGCUGUAUCCCUCGAGGCAGAUUGCCAUCUGCCUUGACCCCUACUGUGGCCUUGGCUUCGCCCUGUGGUGUCUGUGCAGUGUCUACUCUGGACACCAGUCUGUGCUGGUGCCUCCACUGGAGCUGGAGAGCAAUGUGUCCCUGUGGCUGUCAGCUGUGAGCCAGUACAAGGCCCGCAUCACCUUCUGCUCCUACUCAGUGAUGGAGAUGUGCACCAAGGGCCUCGGCGCACAGACAGGUGUCCUCAGGAUGAAGGGGGUGAACCUGUCAUGUGUGCGCACGUGCAUGGUGGUUGCUGAGGAGCGGCCCCGGAUUGCGCUGACACAGUCCUUCUCCAAGCUGUUCAAGGACCUGGGCCUGCCCGCUCGCGCAGUGAGCACUACGUUUGGGUGCAGGGUCAAUGUGGCCAUCUGCCUCCAGGGCACGGCUGGCCCGGACCCCACAACGGUCUACGUGGACAUGAGGGCGCUGCGCCACGACAGGGUACGUUUGGUAGAACGGGGUUCUCCGCACAGUCUGCCAUUGACGGAGUCUGGAAAGAUCCUUCCUGGAGUGAAAGUCAUCAUUGCGCACACUGAGACCAAAGGGCCCCUUGGAGACUCGCAUCUGGGAGAGAUCUGGGUUAGCAGCCCCCACAAUGCCACAGGCUACUACACGGUCCAUGGAGAGGAAGCACUUCACGCUGACCACUUCAGUGCCCGACUGAGCUUUGGAGACACCCAGACCAUUUGGGCAAGGACUGGCUACUUAGGCUUCCUUCGGAGAACGGAACUCACUGAUGCCAGUGGAGAGCGACAUGAUGCGCUGUAUGUGGUUGGGUCUCUGGAUGAAACGUUGGAGCUGAGAGGCAUGCGGUACCACCCCAUUGACAUCGAGACAUCCGUGAUCAGAGCACACAGGAGCAUCGCUGAAUGUGCCGUGUUCACCUGGACCAACCUGCUAGUGGUGGUAGUGGAGCUGGACGGGCUGGAGCAGGAUGCACUGGACCUGGUGGCCCUGGUGACGAAUGUGGUGCUGGAAGAGCAUCACCUGGUAGUAGGUGUGGUGGUCAUUGUCGACCCAGGCGUGAUCCCCAUCAACUCUCGGGGUGAGAAGCAACGCAUGCACUUGCGUGAUGGCUUCCUGGCUGACCAGCUGGACCCAAUCUAUGUUGCCUACAACAUGUGAGCACUGCUUACCAGCCCCAGGGUUCUGACCGGUGUAACCCAGGUUUCCAGGAGUUGGAACCUAGUGAAGGUGUUGGAACAUGUGAAGACACUGCAGUGUCUAUAGCCACCAGGACAAAGGACUGAUUGCAGUCUUCAUGGAAUAUUGCACCCCUUGCCCUACUUAUACAAAUUUGUAUCAAAAUUCCCCAAAUGUCAUUUGAUAAGCCAUUCCUGAAUUACUUGAAGAAAUGUUUUUAAUCUUCAAGAACAUUUACAAAAACAUAAAUGUCAAUAUUUUAACAGGGUGACUGGGAAAGGAAAUGAAACGCCUGGCAUGGGUGCUGUGAAGAACUG